AUGACAAGCAGAAAUAAGUUUACUAUGCCUACACCGCGAAGUGCGACAUCUCAUCGCGUUGUAACUUUCAGUGACACACUGGACCACAAGGAAGGAGCGCAUGUGUCUCUAAGUGCCGAGGAGAUGGCGCUUGUGGAUGAGAUUCAACGUCGCGGACGCGAAAAUGCAUCCACCGGUGUUCGAACAGGAAAAAUUAGCGUGUCAGAGUUGAUGGGAUUGGGCAACAAAAAUUUCGACAAGAAAAAGCGGAAGAAGGAUCAGGGAGAUUCAUCUGCGAGUAAUGAUGGAAAUAGUAGCCUUCAUCUUGGCACGCCGAUAGCGGAAGUACCAGGUCAUCAUGGAUUUUCAGUAGAUCCUGCCACUUUACUAGAUGUCGCUGGUUGGAAGAUUCCUCCACUACCACCUGGACUUGUCUCUAUAACUCAUGAAGCUGAUCGCCAUCCUUAUCCGUCUGCGCUUCCUACUUGUAUUUUCGAAAAAGCGAUGAAAGCAGCAGCGAUCGUUCACGCAGGUACACAACUGCCUCCCAUUUCUUCGACACGUACCGCUGCCGGAGGCGCAACAUCGUAUGGUAAUAGUGUUCAGAUUCCACCUGUGGAUCUGAUCAGACUUCUGCCGCCACUUUCUCCGAUGUUUCCAUUGGUUUCAAGCGGCAUGCAACGACCAACCACACCUGCACCAUCAGCAACACAGGGUGUUAUUUCUCACGGUUUUGCUGCACCAAGGCAAGGUAAGCUAGUUUCAUUAUUAUUUGACCUCUAUGUUGGCUGUACUAAUUAUUGGAGUAGUAAUUGGCCAGCCAUAGCUCAGUUGGUAGAGCGGAGGACUGUAGAGUGUGAGCUGAUAUCCUUAGGCAACAAAAAUGCAAAUUUCGGAGGAGUUGGAAAUCGUCAAUAUGUUGGCAAUAUUCAUAGAUCACAAGGUUAUGGCUCACAAGUAAAUGGCUGCAAUCAACAGCGAAUUAAUCAGCAGAAUCAAAAAACUAGGAAGCCCUUUUUUAUGCCUUAUAUGAAUGUAGAAGCUGUAAAUCGUGGCAUUGCGAAUGGGGAUCUUAUCAAAGGUGUUUUACGUGUCAACCACCGGAACUAUGAAGAGUCUUUUGUCGACGAUUCUAUGGGUGAUGAUCAGCAGGAUAUCUUAAUACUUGGCGUGCACGAUCGCAAUCGUGCACUUCACGGUGAUGUUGUCAUUGUUCGCAUUAAAGACAGAAAUUGCUGGGUGGUUCGUGAUGCAUUGUAUGAGGCAUGGCGUGGUGGACAUUUAAAGGCUGUUGUUGAUGAUAACGGUAAACCAUUGACAAUUCCUCCAGUAAAGCGUUCUGAAUCUGAAGUUGAUCCAACUCCAGCUGAGCUUCUUGAUUUGCCUACAUGUGUUGAUAAGUGCGUUUCAAUCAAAGAAAUGAAGGAGAGUGUGCCUUUGACGACAAAUCGACAAUAUAGCAGGGAACAAAUGUUAUGCAUCGCCGCUAAACUCGAACUAAAACGUCGUAAACGAGUUGGUAUAGAUUAUGAUGACGACAUAGAUCCAGCUAUUCUCAGCGUUAUAUCCAGACUCGCUAUUUUAAGAAGAGCAGAUUCACCGACAAUUUCGGCGUAUGGUAUUUCUAUUUCAAAUCCUGGAGUUGGUUCAGCUGCUUCUCGUAGAAAUGCAGUUGGCAAUAGUAGUUCUGUACAGCGUCGAUCCAAUUAUCGAAUUUUAUCAGAUAUGCCCGAUGAGGACUGGGGAAUCCCUGACAUGUGCCUUCAGAAAACUGCUGAGGUAGUAUUUAUAAGUGAACAAAAAAAUUGUCGAGCUGCAGUGGGAAUGUUGAAAAUGAUGGCUGAUGGAAAUCGAAAUUGGGCACUUUUUUCACCUGGUGAUUCUCGAAUGCCGCGAAUGAUGAUACCAGCAGAGCAAACACCUCCUUCUUUCUUUGACCGUCCUCAAGAUUUUGCGAAAUAUAUUUAUGUUGCAAGGAUGGUAGAAUGGCAGGCAACAGCACAAUUUGCUAGAGGGAAGUUGUACAAAAGUCUCGGUUUGGCAGGUGACAUAGAAGCUGAAACAGAAGGUCUUUUGCUGGCAAAUGAUGUUGAUACCAGAGAGUUUUCAGCAGCUGCACUUUCAUCAUUACCAAUCACUGAAGCUGUAGAAUGGAAAAUUGAUGAAGUUAAAGAGUUCAAGUAUCGGAAAGAUUUUCGAGAUGAAACCGUGUUUACAAUCGACCCCGUUGAAGCUCGUGAUCUUGAUGAUGCUCUCCACAUAAAGUCAGUUUCAGAUUGCGAUGGAGCGGGCAAUCCAGGAUGGGAGGUUGGUGUGCAUAUAGCUGACGUUUCUCAUUUCGUACAAUCAGGCACGGAACUUGAUCAUUGGGCUUUCAGUCGUGGAACAUCAGUUUAUCUUGUUCAUAAAGUUAUACCGAUGCUACCUAAAAUUCUUUGUGAGGAACUUUGUUCAUUGAUUCCUAAUGUUGAUCGACUAACGUUUUCGGUGGUUUGGAAGAUUAAUGAGCGAGGAGAAAUUUUCGAUGAAUGGUUUGGACGUGGAAUUAUACGGUCGUGCUGCAAACUAACAUAUGAACACGCGCAGGAUUUUAUCGAGCAUCCAGAGAAAAGUUUUUCUUCAUCUGAAUUGCCAGAAAUUUUCAAUAGCAAAACAUCGGAUGAAGUGAAAGAAGCAGUUUUACAUCUUCACAAGGUUGCAAUUUCGUUAAGCAAAAAGCGCUCUGAAAACGGUUCACUUGGUAUAAAUCUCCCAAAACUCAAAUUCACUCUCAACGAAAUAUCAGGCAUGCCAUGUGACCUGUCUCUCUAUGAACGUAAAGAAUCUGAUACCUUGGUAGAAGAGUUUAUGCUAUUGGCAAAUAUGGCUGUCGCAAGGAAAAUUGAAUCUUCGUUUCCAAAGACAGCACUUUUACGUAGACAUGCGCCUCCAAAAAUGAAAAUGCUGCGAGAUAUUUUGGAAAAAUGUGAAAAAAUAGGAUUCGAAAUUGAUGGCUCUUCAUGUUCAGCGCUUUCUCGUAGUUUACGAAAAUAUGAUGGGAAAAGCGAAAUGAAUCGAACAUGCGUUCAGAUGAUCUCACACUUGCUGAUGAAGUCAAUGCAACUGGCUAUGUACUUCUGCGUCGGUUCUAUGAAAACUCGUGCUGAAUAUUCACAUUACGCUCUGUCAGUGCCAUUUUAUACACACUUUACAUCCCCAAUUCGACGAUACCCAGACAUUUUGGUCCAUCGGUUUUUGUCAGCAGCUCUCGGUUAUUCGCCGGCUCCUGGGUUAACGGUGAAAGAGGUUGAAAGUAUUGCAAACCACUGUAACUGUAGAAAACAAACUGCAAGGACAGUUUCAGAAGCGAGUGAUGACAUGUUCUUCGGAGUCUUUAUUAGGGAAUGUGGACCGCUUACGGAAUGCGCUGUAGUAUUGCAAGUUUCGGAUGCUUCAUUCGACGUACUUAUCAUAAAAUAUGGUGUUUUAAAGCGUGUCUAUACUAAUCGUCUUCGAAUGGCUCGUGAGCCACGAUAUAUUGAAGGAGCAUGUCCAUCAUUGAUUCUCUACUGGGACUCUUCCUGUGAUGGUUCAAACUCUACGAUUGAGCAAGUUAUUUCAAUGUGUACUAUUGUGGAAGCAGUACUGAAACAGCCAGUUAAUGGUGUAAAAUGUUCAUCCUUAUCACAAAUCAUUGCUUUGGCAAAUGAAGGAUAA
This is a messenger RNA of Thelazia callipaeda (thelaziosis nematode), 3675 nucleotides long. The record is from the annotation of a GenBank genome assembly. NCBI's taxonomy places the organism in Eukaryota, Metazoa, Nematoda, Chromadorea, Rhabditida, Thelaziidae.